Molecule: messenger RNA, 2340 nt
Organism: Pichia kudriavzevii
Lineage: Eukaryota; Fungi; Ascomycota; Pichiomycetes; Pichiales; Pichiaceae
Exons: 1
Coding region: 1-2340 (779 amino acids)
Biological process (GO): tricarboxylic acid cycle
Cellular component (GO): cytosol; mitochondrion
Molecular function (GO): 4 iron, 4 sulfur cluster binding; aconitate hydratase activity
Source: RefSeq, a predicted model, not a curated record
AUGUUAUCAGCAAGAUCUGUCGCAAGAGUCUCCAGAACUCGUGGUUUAGCAACCGUUGCUGGUUUAACCAGAGAUUCCAAGGUCCACAUGAACAACCAUGAAGACCACACCUUUAUCAACUACAAGCAAAACGUCAAGAAUUUGGACAUUGUCAAAUCCAGAUUGAACAGACCUCUGACUUAUGCUGAAAAGAUCUUGUACUCCCAUUUGGAUCAACCAGAAACCCAAGAUAUUGAAAGAGGUGUCUCUUACUUGAAGUUGAGACCAGACAGAGUUGCUUGUCAAGAUGCUACUGCUCAAAUGGCUAUUUUACAAUUUAUGUCUGCAGGUAUGCCAUCUGUUGCUACUCCAGCUACUGUCCAUUGUGACCAUUUGAUUCAAGCUCAAAAAUCCGGUCCAGAAGAUUUGGAAAGAGCAAUCAACUUGAACAAGGAAGUUUAUGACUUUUUAGGUUCUGCUUGUGCUAAAUACAACAUUGGUUUCUGGAAGCCAGGUUCCGGUAUUAUCCAUCAAAUUGUCCUUGAAAACUAUGCUUAUCCAGGUGCUCUUUUGAUUGGUACCGAUUCUCACACCCCUAAUGCAGGUGGUUUAGGUCAAUUGGCUAUUGGUGUUGGUGGUGCUGAUGCCGUUGAUGUCUUGGCUGGUUUCCCAUGGGAAUUAAAGGCUCCAAAGAUUAUUGGUGUCAAGUUGACCGGUAAGAUGUCUGGUUGGACUUCUCCAAAGGAUAUUAUCUUAAAGUUGGCUGGUAUUACUACCGUCAAGGGUGGUACCGGUGCAAUUGUUGAAUAUUUCGGUGAAGGUGUCAACACCUUCUCUUGUACUGGUAUGGCAACCAUUUGUAAUAUGGGUGCUGAAAUUGGUGCAACAACUUCUGUUUUCCCAUACAAUGAAUCCAUGGCUAAAUACUUGGAAGCAACUGAAAGAUCCGAAAUUGCAGAAUUUGCAAAAUUAUACCAAAAGGAUUUAUUAUCUGCUGAUGAAGGUGCUGAAUAUGACCAAGUUAUUGAAAUUGACUUGAACACCUUGGAACCUCAUGUUAAUGGUCCAUUCACCCCAGAUCUUGCUACUCCAGUCUCCAAGAUGAAGGAAGUUGCAGAAAAGAAUGGCUGGCCAUUAGAAGUUAAGGUUGGUUUAAUUGGUUCUUGUACCAACUCCUCCUAUGAAGAUAUGUCCAGAGCUGCUUCUAUUGUUGAAGAUGCAAAGGCUCAUGGUUUAAAGGCAAAGACCUUGUUCACUGUUACCCCAGGUUCUGAACAAGUUAGAGCAACCAUUGAAAGAGAUGGUUUCUUGAAGACUUUCCAAGAUUUUGGUGGUGCUGUUUUAGCUAACGCUUGUGGUCCAUGUAUUGGUCAAUGGGAUAGACAAGACAUCAAGAAGGGUGACAAGAACACCAUUGUCUCCUCUUUCAACAGAAAUUUCACUGCUAGAAACGAUGGUAACCCAGCAACUCACGCAUUCGUUGCAUCUCCAGAAAUGGUUACUGCUUAUGCAAUUGCAGGUGAUUUAAGAUUCAACCCAUUAACUGAUAAGUUAAAGGAUGCAAAUGGUAACGAAUUCUUAUUAAAGGCACCACACGGUGAAGGUUUACCAGCAAAGGGUUAUGAUGCAGGUGAAAACACCUACCAAGCACCACCAGCUGACAGAUCUGCUGUUGAAGUUCAAAUUUCUCCAGAAUCUGACAGAUUACAAAAGUUGACUCCAUUCAAGCCAUGGGAUGGUAAGGAUGCUCUUAACAUGCCAAUUUUAAUUAAAGCAUUUGGUAAGACUACCACCGACCAUAUCUCAAUGGCUGGUCCAUGGUUGAAAUACAGAGGUCAUUUACAAAACAUCUCUAACAACUAUAUGAUUGGUGCUAUCAACAUUGUUAACAAGAAGGCUAACACUGUUCAAAACCACUACACUGGUGAAUGGUCUGGUGUUCCAGACACUGCAGCUUGGUACAGAGACCAUGGCCACAAGUGGGUUGUCAUUGGUGACGAAAACUUUGGUGAAGGUUCCUCUAGAGAACACGCAGCUUUAGAACCAAGAUACUUGGGUGCAUUUGCAAUCAUCACCAAGUCCUUUGCAAGAAUUCACGAAACCAACUUGAAGAAGCAAGGUUUAUUGGCAUUGAACUUCAAGAACCCAGCAGACUAUGACAGAAUCAACCCAGACGAUGAAGUCGACAUUGUUGGUUUAUCCGAAUUUGCUCCAGGUAAGGAUGUUACUGCUAUCAUCAGACCAAAGAAUGGUGAACCAUGGAAGUUGACCUUGACCCACACCUUCAAUGACGAACAAAUUGAAUGGUUCAAGGCUGGUUCUGCAUUAAACAGAAUGAAGCAAUUACAAGCUGGAAAUUAA